GAGAGAUGGCAGCAGAUGAAGUAUGUCCUAUGAAAGGUGGGGAUGGCCCCAAUAGCUAUGCCAAGAACUCCACAUACCAGAAAGCAGCGGUGGAUGCUGCAAAAGAACUUGUAAGCAAGGCAAUUGCAGAAAAUCUUGACCUAGAAUUCUUGUUAGCUUCCAGCAGUACUUUUCAUAUUGCGGAUUUGGGUUGCUCUAUUGGACCAAAUACAUUUUGGGCAGUUGACAACAUUCUUGAAGCUGUGAAAUUGAAAAUUCAAGGGAUGAAAAAGUCUCCCAUGACCCUUGAAUUUCAAGUUUUCUUCAAUGAUCAUGCCCCUAAUGACUUCAACAUGCUCUUCAAAUCACUCCCUAUGAAUAGGCAAUAUUAUGCUGCUGGUGUGCCAGGUUCGUUCUAUGGUCGCAUUUUUCCUAAAAAUUCAUUUCACUUUGUUCACUCUCUACUGCCAUUCACUGGCUCUCUAGAGUGCCAAAAGCUGUAGUGGACAGAACCUCUCCUGCUUGGAAUAAAGGAAAAAUCCAAUUCUCUUAUUCCUCGGAUGAAGUUAUAAGGGCUUUUGAAGCUCAAUUUGCUGAGGACAUGGAGUGCUUCCUGAAUGCGAGGGCACAUGAAAUUGUGCAUGGAGGACUCAUGGCACUUAUUGUUCCAGGCCGACCCGAUGGUACCCCUCAUUCAAAAUCUUCACUGAAUGUGAUCUAUCACAUUUUAGGAUCUUGCCUCAUGGAAAUGGCAAGGAAGGGAGUAGUUAGUGAAGAG
Fragaria vesca subsp. vesca is the source of this 757-nucleotide messenger RNA. RefSeq names its product probable S-adenosylmethionine-dependent methyltransferase At5g37970-like. Gene Ontology annotation, molecular function: S-adenosylmethionine-dependent methyltransferase activity. The coding region runs from base 6 to 482 and encodes 158 amino acids. Lineage: Eukaryota; Viridiplantae; Streptophyta; Magnoliopsida; Rosales; Rosaceae. The transcript has 3 exons. The record is from RefSeq and is a predicted model, not a curated record. Gene Ontology annotation, biological process: methylation.